GUAGGACUCUGUCUGUUGGAAAACUUCAUCCCCAGGAAAUCGCUCUAGUGGUGAGUGUUUAUGUAUCCAGGUAGCUACCAAGCUACAUGAAUUUGGAAGUCAUCGACAUAUAUUUGCCCUUUCUGCACCAGGCUAAGGGAUGAGCCAUUCCCCUGGGAUUGGUGCACAUGUGCAGGGAGCAGCCAAUGGAGUGGCCACACUGGAGUCUCCAAAACUCUGUGGUGAAGAGGUGUCUCUGGUCAAUGACUUACCCACUCUGCAGCCUCUGAAACAUGGAGAGAUAGUCCCUUGCAGGGGGCCCAAACUCGCUGUGGGGUCCCCUGUGGAGGAGGUGAACUGUGAGGGGCAGCCGGAGGAAGAGAGAGACACAGACACUUCCCACACCUGCACCUCUGACAUGCCCUGUUUGGACACUCCCCAAUCAGAUGCAUAUUCAGAGGAGCCCCACAUAAAGGAACCCCACAUAGAAGAGCACCACUCAGAAUUAAUUUGCACAGACGUGCCCCAAACCACUGCAGAUGGGGUCCUUGGCAGCUCUUUGCCAGAUGGUGCACUAAGAGUAGAGGAGGUGGAGGAGGAGGAGGAGGAGGUGGUGGUGGAGGAAGAAGAAGACGAAGAGGUUCAACAGCAACAACAACGGGAAGUAGAAGAGCAGAAUGAGGGGCAGGAUGACACUGAAGAUUCUCCUGAGCUUUCUGCAGAUUCCCCUACAGUCUCUGAGCCCCCCACCGAGAGCCAGGUGCAUCCGAAGGACCCCCUUCCCAGUGAGGAGCAGGAGGCCUGUCGCAGCCCCCCCCGCUGCCAGGAGCCCCCCUGCCCCCCCCAUGUGAUGGCGCAGGUGCACGUGCGAAACGCGCCAGAGCGGGAGCGCAUCGUGCGCGGCAUGCAGGACAGUAAGAGUCUGGAUGAGAUCAGCCAGGUGUGCGGGGGAAUGCGGGGGCGGGGAGGGCAAGCCGAGGGCCGCAGGGCCACCAUCUCCAGCGCCCUGGAACUGGAGGGGACAGUCAGCCGCGAUGGAGAGCUCACUCACUUCAUUACCAAGAACCUGGAGCACAAGAUCAGAAUGAGCUCUAGACCGAGCCUGGACUCUGACUCUGACUACUCGGUGCGGAGUCGGGGCUCCCUCCGGCGGCCUGUGGACAUCCCCCCGAUAGACCCCAGCGUCCUGCUGGACCUGCAGCGACACACGCAGGACGUGGCCCAGAGCGUGGAGCUGAUGAUGCGCAGCCUUAAUGGAACCAUCCAGAAUAUGACAGCCCUGAGUGUCGGAUACAUUCAGACCUACAGGGACUCGGUGGACAGUCUGGGGGAGGCUGUGGACAUGAGCAUAAAGGGAAUGUACACACUGAUGGCUCGCUGUGAGGAGCUGGAUCGCUCUAUGCAGCCCAUCCAUGCCCUGGCCCAGCAGAUCCGUGACAUCAAGCGCACACUGGAUGCCCUAGAGACGCUUUGCAAGUAGCCCCUUUCCCUGCGACCGCGCUCUCCUGACUUCCCCCCACGCCCGAGAGCAACCAUUUCCUGCCUCUACACUCCUGCCGUCCACCACCCCCCUCCAGCUCAGAUUGCGCCAUUGUAACCCGCGAGGAGGGGGGGCCUCUGUCUGUCUGUCUCUGUCUGUCAGUCUGUGCGUGCAUGUGCACGCAGGCGCGUGUUUGUGCGAAUGUGUGUGCCACAGGAAGUCUCCGUGUUGGGGAGGUCCUGGGCGCACAGGUAGAGAGCAGGUCUCAGUGAUGUGCAGCGCUUCGCUCCCUUUGGCAGGCUGUUAGAGGAGGGGAGCAGCACAGCUGCAUGUCCCGCCUGGAGGUGUGUCCCCCCGAAUGCGCCACUCAGAUGUCUGCCCCUCCCCCCUGGAAUGCGUUAUCAUGCUGGGUAGCAGACACUGACACAUGUGCCAAUAUGAUCUCAGGUGUGUUGCUGUGGUGACGGAUGCAAGGUUGUGUCCCUCUUUAACCUGUGUGUUGCCAUGGUGAUGGAUUCCGGGGUUUCUCCCCCAUGUUGUCUGCAUGUGUUACCACUGUGGCACGCUUAGGGUGUUUUCCUCUGUACUGUGUGUGUGUUUAGUGUGCCAUCUGCUCGAAUGGACCGCACUAGCGUCCGUGCUAGGGAUUAGGAGGUAAGGGUCCUCUCAGCUGGGGCUCUGCAUAGGAGAUAAGAAAUCAGCUGAUCGCGGAGGUACAGGAUCAGCAGGGGCGAAGGGGGAGGGGCUGCCUGUAUGGCCUCAGGUUCUUGACUGCACUCACUGUCCCUGUACAAUCAAUGCUAUUUCUGUAAAUAUGGUCUCUUUCUUUCCUUAACAUUUUAUUUAGUUUGUCCUUAUUGUAUAUUUUAAAAUAACACAAUAAAUUUACAAAAACUGGAAA
Anguilla rostrata (American eel) is the source of this 2360-nucleotide messenger RNA. It is a transcript of the gene borcs6, whose product is annotated as BLOC-1 related complex subunit 6. Gene Ontology annotation, biological process: lysosome localization. Lineage: Eukaryota; Metazoa; Chordata; Actinopteri; Anguilliformes; Anguillidae. The coding region runs from base 140 to 1459 and encodes 439 amino acids. Gene Ontology annotation, cellular component: BORC complex. The transcript has 6 exons. The record is from RefSeq and is a predicted model, not a curated record.